AUUCAAGGUUAAUUACAACUACCAGUAGACCUAGGAUUAUAUUAUUCUAGAAAAAUCUAAUCUCUGUAAUUAACUCAUGUGACAGCUUCUUGACUAGAAACGCCUUGAGAUUUACCAGCAGUUUUAUUAUUUGAAAUUUUUGAAUUAUAUAAAAAUGGCAGUAGCUAGAGCUUUGCAUUAUGUAUUUAAAAUACCAGAUCGUAAAUUAACUGUCAAAUUUUAUCGUGAGAUUCUUGGUAUGAAGGUAUUGCGACAUGAAGAAUUUUCUGAAGGAUGCGAUGCUGCAUGUAAUGGACCUUACGAUAAUCGUUGGAGCAAGACAAUGAUCGGUUAUGGUCCAGAAGACUCGCACUUUGUUAUUGAAUUGACUUAUAAUUAUGGAAUAAAUAAUUAUGAAUUUGGUAAUGACUUUCAAGGCAUUACUAUAAAAUCAAAAGACGUUAUCGAACGAGCUAAGAAACUUAACUGGCCUAUAGAAGAAGAAAGUGGACUUUCUGUUCUUAAAGCACCUGGUGGUUACAAGUAUUUUAUUAUCAACGAAUCACAGGUUGCUGACAAAGAUCCAGUUGUCAAAGUAACUUUGUCAAGUUCAAAUCUCCAACGCACAAUUUCUUAUUGGAAAGAUAUUUUGAACAUGAAAAUUUACGAACAAAGUGAUAAUCACGUUGUCUUUGGUUACGAUGAUCAUCAAGCGAAACUGGAAUUUAAAUAUAUUGGAACAAAAGUAGACCAUGGGAAAGCUUACGGCAGAAUAGCAUUUUCCGUUCCCUAUGACAGCCAACCGGGAAUUCAAAAAAAAAUACGGGAAAAUGGUCAUAAAAUAUUGACAGAUUUAAUAACGUUGGACACUCCAGGAAAAGCUUCAGUCCGGGUUAUUAUUCUCGCUGAUCCUGAUGAACAUGAAAUUUGUUUUGUUGACGACGAAGGAUUUCGUAAGCUCUCCGUUCCAGAUUAUCCAAGCGAAGCGAUUUUGGACAGAUUCAUUGCUAAAGAAUCAUCAUAAAAUAUUUUUGUUACUUAAUUUAAAGUUUAUAUUUUGUUAUGGGUUUUGGGAUAAUAUAAUCACAAUGUAAUUAAUAAAAUUUAUAAUAAACAGAUAAAAAAAA
This is a messenger RNA of Microplitis mediator, 1106 nucleotides long. RefSeq names its product glyoxalase domain-containing protein 4. Lineage: Eukaryota; Metazoa; Arthropoda; Insecta; Hymenoptera; Braconidae. The transcript is spliced from 6 exons. The record is from RefSeq and is a predicted model, not a curated record. Bases 155 to 1003 code for a protein of 282 amino acids.